CCGGUUUCUUCGUCUUAUAUUCUCCCUUUCAUGACCCAAACUUCCAUUUUCCAGUAAUAAAAAUAAUCUGUCAAUAAAGGGACCGAACAGGUAAAACGGGAAGAGGGGAGGUUUCAUCUGUUUUAGAAGGAAAAGAGAAAUGAUUCCGCUGCAAUGGACACCGCCAUGUAACAAUCAAUGCACUCAGAAAUACGCUAGUCUCAUGCAAAUUCCUUGGAGAGUAUUCUGCAAGAAAGGGUGCGACUCUGAUGGGGACACUUGGGAGGAAUGCUUAGGUGAAUGUGAUGAAUUGUGUUACAAAGAUCCAGUUUUGAAGGAUCAAAAGUGGAGUUCUUACAUUGAUCGUUCUCCUGGGGCUGUUGGCUAUUCAGAGGAAUGCUUUCGCGCUUGUGUAGCUGGCUGUGGAUACAAGUUUGAUAUCCCUCAAAAGGAAGUUGAAAAUAUCCGCCCCAACAGACCAUCAUGGACCCCAUCUGCAGAGAAGCCACCUCAACCUGCUGUUGUAGCAAGGCAGCCUCUGGAACCUUGCUCAACUACCAAAGACAUUCCGGGAACCUCUGCAUAGGGUACUCUUAUUAGUGCUUACCAAUUCUGUUUUUGCAAGAAUUACUUGCUGCAUAUUAGUCAAGGACUUAGGGCCAGUGGAUUUCUCUUUGCUGGAGUAGAGGCUAUACAUUCACUAUAAGUCUAAAUGAUCUUGACGCCUGACAGAGGUUGAGUUUUUGAUGAUUAAGCCAAGGAUAGGAAACUGCAGUGAAAUGGUCAGAUAAUGAUAUGGAUUGGACAAAAGAUCCUUUAAAUAGUGUUGUUGGAGCUACCCUCCCUCAUUCCCUUUCCGUGAACCUUUUUCUGUCCAUACUCCGUGGGGUUACUCAUCUUAGAUAUCUAUGAGCACAAUGAUGCAAACUUUCUGUGAUGACUCAUUUGUUGGUGAGAUACGUUUUUUUCUUCCUUCUUUCUGUUGUAGAUUCUUAUUACAAACCACAUGUAACAACUAACAAACAACAAGAUUUAGUGUUGUCUGGGGUUGGGUUCUCUUGCAUUGGACAUACUGCUCUGUGAUUUAUCCAUUGUUAUGAACUUGUAAUGUUGUUUCAGGUUGUGGGAAAUGGAAUAUGCGUUAAUCUUCUCCCACCAUAACUUGUGCGAGAUGUAGACCUGUCUGCAAUUAUAGGAACCAGAACUACCAGCAUUUUAACCAGAACAAAACCUUGGGCUAGCUAAUAUAGACAUGACGAGUCCAGCUACAUAACAAACUAUACAAUAAUAUACUCCCUCCGCCCCCCUAAUAUUGGUACGGAAGGGAGUGACGUGCUUUUUAAGAAAAGUAGAAUUAUGUGGUUGGUAAUGAGUUGAUAAAGUGAAAAUAAAGUAAGAAUGAAUUAGAGUCACACAAAUGUUACCAAAUAUGGUAUGAGACAAUAAUAAAGGAACAUCCAAAAAUGGAAAAAUUGGACAAUUAUAGUUUAUAGGGGGACAGAGGGAGUAAAUGAUAGCUAUUAAGCAUGUGUGGACCGUUGUUCAGGCUUAAUAGUUGUGAGACGAGGAGUCCAAGUCUAUACACUAUAUACUAUAUCAAUAUUGAAUUUAGGGGUGAAUUCGAGUCGGGCCAGGUCUGGGUCAGGCCUAGGCCCGGAUGGACCGGCGGGUCUGAAUAGGUGGACCCGAGACCGGCCCAGGUAGCCACCUGAGCCAGGACCAGAAACCCCUCGGGUCAGGCCUACCCGGACCGGUGACUGACCGAACAAUGCCGGUCCCGGGCCGAUUCCGGGUCGGACCACCCAGCCCGAAUCCACCACUAAUUGAAUUGAUAGAGAAAGAAUAAUGUAAUAAUGAUUUGUGAUCACACAAAUUCCACGUGGAAAUGGAUGUUUUAAUCAGGCUGAAAUUUUCUGAUUUAGAUUUACGUCUAAUCUAGUCUAAAUUGGUCCAAUUUGAUAGAUGUCUAGUAUUUGUUUUGUUUUUUUUUGUUCUCUUUUUCCAAUUGUCAAAGUCAGAUCUGAUUUAAUUAAAUGUGAUCUAAUUUGUUUAAGUUUGGUCAGUUCUACUUUGGAAUUUAAAUAGGUUGAAGUAAAAACAUUUUAAGUGCACACUUCAAUUUGUUUUCAUUUCUGUUUUUAUUUAUUCAUUAAAGACAGAACUUUGUUUUACAACACCUAAAUCUGCAAGGCCAGCUCUUAAUAACUAUUUGACCGGUUAGGCGCUAGUAGGAGUGGACUCGGGCCGGGCCAACCGGCCCGGAACCGGACCGGUGAACCGGUUGGUUGCCCGGUUCAGGCCACCCGGCCCGGUGGGAUGACGGUUCAGGCUCGGGCCCCUCAAAAGGUUAACCAGCCCGGUCGGUUCGUGCCCGGGCCGGGCCAAUUUUUUUUUUUUUUUUUUUUUUGAAUUUGUUUUUAAGUUUUUGGGUUGGGCUGGGUAUUUUGGGCCAUUUGAGGUGGUUAGGGUGUGUUUGGGGGUGAGGGGGAGGGU
Molecule: messenger RNA, 2472 nt
Organism: Cuscuta europaea
Lineage: Eukaryota; Viridiplantae; Streptophyta; Magnoliopsida; Solanales; Convolvulaceae
Source: the annotation of a GenBank genome assembly